This is a messenger RNA of Heterobilharzia americana, 1221 nucleotides long. Lineage: Eukaryota; Metazoa; Platyhelminthes; Trematoda; Strigeidida; Schistosomatidae. The record is from the annotation of a GenBank genome assembly.
AUGUAUUAUCUUUCUGAACUGGUUGCUACAAUACUGACUAACUGGUGUGGCACUUGGUUUGAAUUCUUCCCCAAUCCACCUAUCAAUAUUCUUUGUAUGAUUGAAAAUUUGAUUGCUCACGCCGACCCAGAGUUGUAUCAACAUUUCGUUCAGUAUAACAUCACAACCGAGAUUUACGCCUGGCCACUCUUACAAACCGGACUAAGCGAAGUGUUCACUCAGGAUGAGUGGUUAUGUCUUUGGGACUCCUUAAUAUGUCAUCCACCAGGGCCACUUCUAAUGGUUCAUAACCCUGAUACAUUCGAGCUACUGGCUUCAUCACCUUCAGAAGUACACCCUGAUAGACUUUUGUCUUCACUUAUCCAAUCCGACAGCAAAGAUAAUCAAGAAAAUAUUUGUCCAUCUUUUCAACCAUUAACGAGUCCUCAUUAUCCAAUAAUCACUCGCUAUCCUAAGUUCAUUGUAAAUUAUCACAUACAAGAACGAGAACGUAUUCGGGAGGAAGAAAAAGAAUACCUUCGACAAAAAGCUACAGUUGAAGAUAUGCAGCGCCGAGCGCAGUUGAUGGCAAAUGAAGAACAUAACUGGUAUCGCCAACAGCAGUUACUUUUAGAUGCUGAAGAUCGAAGAAGAAUGCUUCUUGCUGAAGAAGAGAACAAACUCCGUGAACAACGUAAAAGGUUGAAUGCCUUAAUUCGUGAAGUGAAAUUACAUGAAUUAAGUUUGGCGGAAGAAUCUCGUUGUCACUUCAGAAAGCUUGAUAUCCGACGUCGCCAGUGUGAACUGAAUAAACUAGAACAAGAAUUAACUCGGCUGACUAAUUGUCGUGUUGAUGAAAUGGAUGCAGCAGCAUAUGCUGCGGAACUAGCCGAUCUACGUGAAAGACUGAAUCAAAGACGUGCGGAAAAUCUGGCUACAAUGAAUGAACAACUUCAUUUUCAAAAUGACAAGGAUUUGAUGUCAAACAAUGGUUUUCCAUUUUUGAGGUGUCAUUCAGAUAUUAAUGGUUCCGUUCCACCUGAUAGAGAUCAUGAAAAACGGGUGGAUGAAGAUCAUCCUGACAAUCUUAACUAUGGAAAAACAUCAGCAUUUGAUGGUAAUCUUGUUACAAACUUUGACAGUAACGAUUCCUAUAAUAAGGUGUCUCGGUUAAAUUCUACAAAGAUUUUCCCAUUCACAUCGACUAAACUUGAUCCAGGCUCCAUCAAACAGUCAUUAUAA